Messenger RNA from Pteronotus mesoamericanus, 708 nucleotides. RefSeq names its product homeobox C6 (gene HOXC6). The coding region runs from base 1 to 708 and encodes 235 amino acids. Gene Ontology annotation, molecular function: RNA polymerase II cis-regulatory region sequence-specific DNA binding; DNA-binding transcription factor activity, RNA polymerase II-specific. The transcript is spliced from 2 exons. Gene Ontology annotation, biological process: anterior/posterior pattern specification; regulation of transcription by RNA polymerase II. Gene Ontology annotation, cellular component: nucleus. The record is from RefSeq and is a predicted model, not a curated record. NCBI's taxonomy places the organism in Eukaryota, Metazoa, Chordata, Mammalia, Chiroptera, Mormoopidae.
AUGAAUUCCUACUUCACUAACCCUUCCUUAUCCUGCCACCUCGCCGGGGGCCAGGACGUCCUCCCCAACGUCGCCCUCAAUUCCACCGCCUAUGAUCCAGUGAGGCAUUUCUCGACCUAUGGAGCGGCUGUUGCCCAGAACCGGAUCUACUCGACUCCCUUUUAUUCGCCACAGGAGAAUGUCGUGUUCAGUUCCAGCCGGGGGCCGUAUGACUAUGGAUCUAAUUCCUUUUACCAGGAGAAAGACAUGCUCUCAAACUGCAGACAAAACACCUUAGGACAUAACACACAGACCUCAAUCGCUCAGGAUUUUAGUUCUGAGCAGGGCAGGACUGCGCCCCAGGACCAGAAAGCCAGUAUCCAGAUUUACCCCUGGAUGCAGCGAAUGAAUUCGCACAGUGGGGUCGGCUAUGGAGCGGACCGGAGGCGCGGUCGCCAGAUCUACUCGCGGUACCAGACCCUGGAACUGGAGAAGGAAUUUCACUUCAACCGCUAUCUAACGCGGCGCCGGCGCAUCGAGAUCGCCAACGCGCUGUGCCUGACCGAGCGACAGAUCAAAAUCUGGUUCCAGAACCGCCGGAUGAAGUGGAAAAAGGAAUCUAAUCUUACGUCCACGCUCUCAGGGGGCGGCGGAGGAGCCGCGGCCGACAGCCUGGGCGGAAAAGAGGAAAAGCGGGAAGAGACAGAAGAGGAGAAGCAGAAAGAGUGA